AUGAAUGCAUGGGAUGCUCAUUCUGGCGAAAAGGUACAAGUAACACCUUCUUCACCAGAACCUAUCAAUGCUUGGGAGAGCAAUAAGCAAGAGUUGCCAUCUACCGAUCAACCACUACAUGCUGCUAGUACCAACAUAGACAUUCCUUCACCUUCGCCUGCUGUACUUGAUGCCAGUUCUGAUGACCCCACCUCUCGUGAAAACCCUAGCUUGCCACGAUUUCUUCUUCGUAUCUGGCAAUUCUUUGCUGCUAUCGGUGCCUUUGGGUUCCAAGUGGGUGCAUCGCCUUACUCUGAAGAGCCAAUGCCCUUUGGAAAACCAGACUUACUCUAUUAUGGCUACGUUAUUUGUUGGCUGUCGAUUGUAUGGAGCUCAUUCAACGUAUUUGUAUAUUUGACGAGACGAUUUGGAAAAGGCAACAAGAUCAAGCGCUUUGUGUCUACGCUUUUAGAUCUUGUUUUAGCUGCAUUAUUCGGUGUCUGUGUAUUCUACGAAAUCGCAACGUAUCACUGCAAACCUGGCAUGCAUAAUGGAUGGUGUAAUUUCUACAACACAGGCUUGUUCUUUUUGAUGUCGCUGUUCCUGACUUAUGUCUUACAUGCAUUGUGGGAUAUCUUUGGUGCCAUGUCCUGUUUGAGAAAAUAG
Messenger RNA from Mucor velutinosus, 645 nucleotides. RefSeq lists its product as uncharacterized. Lineage: Eukaryota; Fungi; Mucoromycota; Mucoromycetes; Mucorales; Mucoraceae. The transcript is spliced from 3 exons. The coding region runs from base 1 to 645 and encodes 214 amino acids. The record is from RefSeq and is a predicted model, not a curated record.